CUUUUUUAUCGAAAACUAAAAGUAAAGAAAACCCUGUUUUAAAAUUCGAAAACAUUUUUAUUUUGCUGUGCGGCGUAUGCGUCAGAGUGUAAAACAAUGGUUGAUGUUGUGACAAACCUGUUGCUGCCGCUUAACAAUCUGGAAAAGCUCCCGGAAUCGCGACGUAGCUGCUGGACAACAUCCGCUAGCCAACUUUCGUACAUCAGUAAUUAACACACGUUCAGCGACAUAACAACCACCGUAGAUGACAGCUCCAUUAUUAUUUUCUGCCAGCUUUUUCGAAAGUCAAAUCGAUUGAUUUGAUAAAAGGAGAUGCAGCCGACACCUCUCUUCACCAUCGCCUCAAUCGGCAUUUGUUUUUUUAUAUUAUGGAAUGAAAAUAACAGCGUUGAAAGCAGAGUAUCCAAGGUGGAAUUUGGUAGAAAGAAUGUUGUUAUAAAGUUGUCCAAAGGAUCCAACAAAAACUCACAACACGCAAAAAGAGCCAUGAUUGUCAAGUGCUGCGGUCGUAAAAAGUGUUCAAAAAGCCAGUCGAAGACUAGAAAAAACGGAACUGCAUCCCUGCGAGUUGCGAAAAUUGUGAGAAACGAGCUGAACGGUCCAUCGCACCGAAUCGUCGCGAUUGGAAAAAAGAAAUAUAUGUUUCCACCAGAAAAGGCCACAUUUGAGGAGGCGAAGAAGAUAUGUGAGGACCAAGGCCUGGAAAUCGCUUCAGUGACUAGUGGGAAGGAGUCUAAGUCGAUCGACGAGUACCUUAACUAUAUAGGUCUGGGCUCGGAACCACUGUUUUCCUUGCUGCCCGACGCGGGCGCUGACCUGAACUGGGGGGCAGGAAAGCCCCCUGGCGGCCCUGGCGAAUGUCUGACCCAAUUUAAAGGCGCCUUUUACAACGCGUCCUGCAACCAGCCCUCGCAAUUCUCCUGCGAAAAGAAACCAGGAGAGACUACAGAAGGAUAUAACUUGCUUUCGUCCAUUGCAGACUCCGUUUUGAAUUUUGUCGGUGGGAAAAAUAUCAUCGCUCCGUCAGAGAGGGCGAGUGUGCCCGAGGCGUCGAGCAUGUGUAAGGAUCAGGGCAUGGAUCUGAUGAACCUCGAGUCACUGACGCAGCUCGACUCUGUGCAGUCCUUCCUCGGAGAUAUUGGUUUGUCUUCGGGCACCCUGCUGACCUCAUUGAAGAAGACGACGAGCGACUCGAGCUCCAACUGGCUGGGUGACCUGGCGUCGGCACUGCUGCCGCCGCCAGCGAAUCCUGCCGACGCUGGCGACUGCAUGGGCAUUAGUUCUCUCGGACUGCUCGGCGUCAGUUGCGACAUGGUGUCCAACUUUGUGUGCGAGGCGCCGAAACCAAAGCUAAUCAGCGACACCGGGGACGAACUGCCUUUCAGCAUGGAUCUACUCAGCAUGGCCUCUUCGCUCGGCAUUGGAACGUCUUUUGAACCGGCCGUCCCAGUGAAAAUAGAUUUGACGCAGAAACCACCAACAACCCUGCGCAAACCUGCAGGCACCGUUGCUAGGGCACCGACAAAGAAACCAAACGUCAAAAUAACGACCAAAGAAGUAAUAACGGAUGCUUACGUGGAUGUUUAUGUCCCAGAGCCGGCAACUAUUAUAAAUGACUUGAUCACCGACGUCGUAACUGCUCUGACAAACGUUUUGACGGCUGCUCCUCUGACUGCUCCAGCCGUGCAGGCUACAUUGCCGGCCGCAUCUUCAGUUGCAUUGUCAUCAACCACCACAACUGGUAGCACAACCACAACCACCACCACUCCACCGCCUUUAUCUUUCAAUGUGUCAGGAUUCGGACGAUACUUCUUCAGUCCAAAUAUCUCGCUCCCUGGUGAUAAUGCGACUGCUUAUUGCAAAAACAUUUCUAUGCAUAUUGUUAUUUUCGAGUCUUUCGAGAAGUUCCAGUUAAUAUACAACAUCACCGGCGCAAAUUCAGGCCGUGAGAAUCAGACUUUUUACACUGGAUUCACUGGAAAUACAAAAAAAUUCUUUGGAGACAAAUACUCCAGCGAUGCCGUGAACGCGAUAGGCGCCGGCUCGUGUCUUGUAUUGUCCAACAACACAUACCAAGUAACGACCUGCAACGAGAGCCGGGCCUUCAUCUGUGAAUCAAACAAGCCGAAUAUGAGUCUUAUGGAAGUUCUCAACUUGACCGUGUUCAAAAAUUAUGGAUUUCACUUAUUUAACCAAUACACGUUCUACGAGGCACAAAGGUACUGCUACAGUCGAUCGCUCAACCUGACUGUGAUUGACCAACGCUUUGAGUUGAUCGGUGAACUCAAGAAUUUCAUAUACACUUCUGGCAUGGCAAGCGUUCCCUUCCAUGUCUCCAUUGGCAAGGUCAAUGGUUCGUACCCCAAAGACCUGCUUGUAUACUGGGCGCCUGGUAGCCCUGAUGACUCCAAGGACUGUGUUGCCUAUCUCAACUACUCCUUGGUUUCCAUCGAGUGCAACACCGUCACAUUCUCCAUAUGCGAAAACAAAACUACCAGCAUCUACAAAGAUCCUCUGACAUUGGCAAUAAAUAGCAAGAACUACUCAAUAAGCAUUUCGCGCAUUUUGCCUGUUGACGGGAGCAUUUACUGCCAGUCCUUUGGUCAAGAGAUGGUGUCUGUGGAAAUAAACAUUGAAUUCAAAGCUAUUAUCAAUGUUCUGACAAACACCGUUUUUAAAAAUGACACGAUAGCAAUCGGCCUCAAAAAACUGUCCGAUGGGACCUUCAAAUGGGGAAGUGGUGCCGAUGUUGACUUCACGGCAAUUGGCUUGAAUGUUAACGGCAGCGAAAUGAAAGGCAACGGCGACUGUGGAGCGAUAUCCCAAUUGAAAUUUACUCUGGUUGAUUGUUUCUAUCCAACAUUAAUCAUCUGCGAAGAACCAGAGAAAAUUGGAGAGGCCAUCACGUUGACCGACCCAAAGAAUCCUAGCCACACAUACAAAUUCUUCAAACUGACCAAAACGCAUGACGAAGCAAAAGCUUACUGUCAACGCAACGGUUCGAAGUUGAUCGUACUUGACUCUGAAAAGGAACUGGAAACUAUUGUGGAGCCUCUCUUGAAAAAAAACAUGUUCGCAAACAUGGAAUUUUACGUGUCCGCCGAGCUGAUUGGUAGCAACGCGGCUUCUUGGGUCAAUUCAGCCAACUUAGGCUGGUUGACUUACGACGCCUACAACGUCCAGUUUUACCCACCGGGCACAUGUCUAAUUUCGAGCAAAAGCGGCACUGCCUUUUACGCCUCUGAUUGUACCACGCCGCGCUACUUCCUCUGCGAAGACAAUUUUACCCCGGAGGUCACCACCGUGGCCGCGAGACCGACCAAUCAAUCAGAUAAUAAUGACGGAGAAACCACAUUCAAAGAUUCAACGUACUUUUUGAACGACAGGAAGGAUACGACAUAUCAAGAAGCGAGAGCUACGUGCCAGAAGUAUUCAUCGGACUUGGUCUCAAUCGAGUCUAAAGAAGAAAGUGAUUUCCUUAACCCUUGGAUUAGUAAAUUGGGCUUUGACGGCAAAAAAAUCUUCAUCGGGCUGAAUAAAAUUGACAGGCCAACAAUCAGUCACUGGAUAAACAACGUCAGUCUAUCUUUCCACGCCUUCGCCAGUGGUGAUAAGAGAGACAAGAGUUGUGUCAUUUUGAGCUCCUCUAAAUGGUCAACCACCGACUGCGACGACUCUGGAGCAAUAUUCUUGUGCGAAACCAAUAGCACCACAGUCCCGACAACUACUAAUCAGCAAUCAAGUGGGGCGGAUUCAGCUACAAUUUGAAAAUAAAAAUUAUAAAAGACGCGUGUUAAUGAAAUUCGAAAGAAAAUUUUGUAAUUUAGUGCAAAAAAAUAAUUCUGCACAAUUUUUCUGUUUCUGUUUAGCACACUACUUCUAUUUUGAAAAUUACUGCAUGUCUGCACUUUAUGAAUUUUUGAAAUGUUGAGUUCUGUUUGAAUAUUUAAUAAAAAAAACACCUAUACAGCCCCAACAACUACUGCAUCUCGUGCUGCUGUUAAAAGCAACGAGAUUGUCAGCUCUGUGAUGUUCCGUGUUACAUCAGUAAUGUAUCACAGAAAUGACGUUUAUCGGUCAAAGUGAAAUAUUAUAAAACAAUAAUUAACCAUUUUAUCAGAAGAUGAAAUAUUGUAAUCAAUUUAUCUUUUCGUAAAACUUUUAUUGGGUAGCGAGUGAAUAUUUCGUGUGUCACCGUGAAAACCUGUCGCUAUUGACGUGGAAUAAGGGGAAAUAGCAGGAAUCGCAACGUAGUUGCCGGACAACAUCCGCUAAAAAGCUUUCAUCUAUCAGUAACUGGCACUCGUUGAGCAGUAAAUCGGCCGCUGCAGAUGACAGCUCCAUUUUGGUUUUGAUUGAUUUUGUGGUGUCGAUUUAAUUGCGCAAAUGAGAUGCAGCCAACGCACUUUUUCACUGUCACCUCAAUCGGCAUAAGUCUUUUUGUGAGUCAGAUAUAAUUUUUUCUGAUAUUAUAUUUCAUACUUUUAUUCUACACGGUUUUUUCCAAAUGCACAAGUAAAGUCAAUAAAAAUAUGUAUUUUAAUUUUAAAUCUCAGAUUAUGUGGAAUGUGGGAUAUAGCACCGAGAGCAGAGUGUCCUUGGGUUCGGAAAUCUUUAAAUAUGCCGAGGGAUUUUAUCUACAUACUUUUUUGCAGUUGGAAUAGGUCAAAGACAUGUGGUGGUCAAGUUGACCAAGGGAUCUAAUAAAAAUUGUAUUUUAAACA
Molecule: messenger RNA, 4724 nt
Organism: Cloeon dipterum
Lineage: Eukaryota; Metazoa; Arthropoda; Insecta; Ephemeroptera; Baetidae
Exons: 34
Coding region: 313-3768 (1151 amino acids)
Source: RefSeq, a predicted model, not a curated record